Molecule: messenger RNA, 2160 nt
Organism: Histoplasma capsulatum G186AR
Lineage: Eukaryota; Fungi; Ascomycota; Eurotiomycetes; Onygenales; Ajellomycetaceae
Exons: 3
Coding region: 1-2160 (719 amino acids)
Source: RefSeq, a predicted model, not a curated record
AUGGGACGAGUAGAGCCGCCGUUCAUGUAUGACCCGCCAUCCUCCAACCGGUUCUCUGGUAUUUCCGAUAAAUUUGACCCAAAAUCUGUUACGCGGGAAAGCUGGACCCCGCGCGAACCUCGGAUGGAAAUAAAAGGACCUCUUGUGAAUUUCAAUACACAUCCGGAUUCUUAUAUUGUGAUUCCGGAUGGAAAAUUUAACAAGAAAACAAUGAGCCCUAAGACAAAGCACAGGGUAAAGUACACGAGAACCUUUCAACUGGUCUUGAGAGUUUGUACUUUGAUCGGAGGCCUGGGACUGCUGUUCUGCGUCAUAUGUAUCAAUAAGACUGCCGGUGUAGUGUCGUGGAUGAUUCGUGUAGCACCUGGGGUGACAAUUCUACAUACCAUCUACGCGAUCUACCAUCUAUCUCGGUCUUCUGCUGCACGCACUCCUGCUUCAUCCGCGAGCUAUAUGUUGUUCGCUUCCGUUAUGGAUGCUGGGCUUAUUCCACUCUAUGUUUUCACAGGAAUCAUAGCUCGGGUUGAACAAACCAGCAAGAUAUAUGGUUGGGGGACAUUGUUCGAUACUGAAUUGGCAGCGAACAAAAUUGAAUACGCGACUUUUCUUGGUUGCUCAAUUACUGCGGGCCUUCACUUUGCAUCGUUGGUUAUAUCCAUCUAUCUGGCUGUUGUAUUUCGCAAAAUUUCAAAACUUCCUCCGGAUAUGAAUCCAUUGGAAGAUAACCUAACUUCACGCCCACACAAACGCACCAAAUUCAACAUAGCAGAGGUCGCAACGAAACACAUGAGCGACAGCACGAUUGACUCUUCGGAUUUUAAUCGAGGAUCUCUCGUAAAAGAUCCAUUAAUUACCCCUACACGUAGUUUGCCCUUUAUGCACACACGUGUUGAUUCUGUUGACGCUGUUGACGAUAGCCCUAGACAAUCCUUCUAUUCAGCACAGUCUUACCGAUAUUCACGAUCAGAUCUUCCGAGCCAACAGGCACGUCAGCAUGGACAAUUGCAGCAUACCCCAGUCGGCAUCACGCGGACGACCGCACGAGAUCGUGUCGGCGGUUUAUCUCGUCCUCAGUCUGCCAUCAUAAACACUCCCCCCAAGCGUGAGAGCUUGCGGCCAGAAGCUCCUGAAACUCCUUCCCGUAAUCCUAGUGACGUGUCGUCAUUAUCCAAGGAAAACUGGUUUGCUUACCCUUCAUCUCCAUCUCCUCCACCGCACACCGACCGAGUUUCUCCAUUGCCAGAUCAUCCUGGAUCGCCCGAUAUGAGCGGCAAGGAUAUAGGUGUCAAGGAUUGGGAAGGCACGACCGAUUUAUACGGCUUUGGCCGAAGCAACACAGUAAUCAGGCAUCGUAGCCAAGAUAAUUAUAGCCCAUUGAGCAGCUACUCCGAUGAUGAUCAUAACAUAUACGACAAGGAACAUACAGAGAAUUUGUACAUUUACGAGCAAGAUUUAAGCGAUAAGGGGGGCAGCAAUGCCUACGACGAUGAUAAGACACCAUCACCCACCAUAAAUCCACUGAAAAUGAACCCCCCAACACCGCAGCCUUCCGUGCAGCAACAGCUCAACUCGUAUGGGCAGACAGGCAGUAUCAAUCGCAUUGCGUUGACAGAUGCGCCAAACCCGUCACUUAAUAAAAGAUACUCAACGCCAAUAAAAUCUCGAAAUCAAGAAAACGAACUCACUAACGGGUCAACUUCCAUCGGAAUGGAGAACGACGCCCAGUACCACAAACAAUUAACCCCUAAUAGCGCUGUGAAAAAUUCCACCCCGGGAAAAAAGCGAUGGACGCUAAGAGGCGGAAAACCGUCCACCUACGAAUCCUUACAACCGGACGACGACAGCGAUGAUGGUCGCGAUGCCAGCCCUGCCCAUCUCGAUAGUGAUCGCAAGGGGCGUGUGGUGAGCAACUCUGGAAUUGAUUUGGGAUCAGGUUUUGGAUCCGGCUCUCCUGGGUAUGGUAGCUAUCUUGCCGGGUUGGGCGUUGGGAGGAGACGGGAUGUCAGUGGAAAAGCGGCGGAGGAAGGCCGAAUUGCUGGAGUGCGCAUGGUUGCCGAAGAGGAAGAACGCGAAGGCGCCAAACCCAAAGGACGGCGGCUUUCAAAGUCGGGAGGCGGUGAGAUUAGGGCUGCUGGAUGGGCUCGUUUUAAAGGGUUAUAA